ACAACAUGCAAGAAUCACCUUACAGUAUGCUACCACCUUGACUUGCCAUUGUGACCGACCAUCUAACGCACGGAGCAGACUAAUAUCGGGAUAAACAAAAAUGUCUGCUAGCGACUCAAAAUUAGAUGUCAGUGAAGAUGAGUACAGAAGAAACCAGAUUGCUCAAUCUUACUCUAAUCAGCUUGUGGCAACACAAAGUCCAAUGCCUGGAACAACAACUGGGAUAUAUUACCCCAACCCAUCAGUACAACCUCUUACCCCCUUGAUGACUCCUAUGACACCACUUUCUGCCGAGGCAUCUGGUAUAAUUCCACAGCUACAGAAUAUUGUAUCAACUGUUAAUCUGGGAUGUAAACUUGACCUGAAAAAGAUUGCACUUCAUGCAAGAAAUGCUGAAUACAACCCAAAGAGAUUUGCUGCUGUUAUAAUGAGAAUUAGAGAGCCAAGAACUACCGCACUUAUCUUCAGCUCAGGAAAAAUGGUUUGCACUGGCGCAAAAAGCGAAGAGCAAUCAAGACUUGCGGCUAGAAAAUAUGCUAGAGUUAUACAAAAAUUAGGUUUUCCGGCGAAAUUCGUCGAUUUCAAAAUUCAGAAUAUUGUCGGCAGUUGCGACGUAAAAUUUGCAAUUCGACUGGAAGGUCUUGUUUUGGCUCACGCACAGUUUUGCAGCUACGAGCCGGAAUUAUUCCCUGGACUGAUCUUCCGAAUGGCCAAACCAAGAAUCGUUUUACUUAUAUUUGUCUCUGGCAAAGUUGUUUUAACAGGUGCAAAAGUCCGGUCAGAGAUCUACGAAGCUUUUGAGAACAUUUAUCCUCUUUUAAAGGGUUUCAAAAAGACAUAGUUGCUCGUUAAGUGUUUAUGGAGAGGUAAUUUAUGAAUUAGUCAUUCAAGCACCUUCAUGACGAGCAAGACACAGCUAGUGGGACGAUGCUUUGAGGAAAGUUGUAUUUCAAAUUAACCUUGCAACUUUAAAACGAACCCCUAGUUAUGACUCAAACUACUUCAUGCUAGCCAUCAUAGCAAUGACUCACCCAUUUGAGGUGUGCUUUGUUUCAAAGUUAUAAAAAAAGUAUUGUUUUACCUAUUAAAAGUAGAGGAAACCAAACGAUUAGAUCUGGACACUUAAUUAAGUAGCUUGAAGGCUUAGACUCAAAAGAACAAUUUUGUCUUUUUGUCUAGCGUUUUUUCUCAUUGAGAUGUGAAGAAGGGGCCUAAGGUUCAUCUUUAGUUCAUAUAAAAAUUUAUACUCAUUUUUUGCAUGGUUGUUCUAUUCAUGUUAUCAUAUUUAUGGAUAUUUGUGUUAUUCACCAUUCACGGUAAAUCGGUUCGCGCAAAUGUACCUUGUCUUUACAAUAUCACAUAUUGGUCAGCUAAUAUUUGUUUGAGUUUUUGUGAUUGCUUGCAUUUUUUGUGAGCAUUAAGCUUUCCUGUCUUUCAAAAAUGCAUUUUUUGCAAUCGCCUUUUUAGUUUUGGUCCCAUCGAUUCUAUAACUUGUUUCAGUUCUUCCCUCGUACUUCAUUCUUCAUUAAUCUUUUUUGUAAUUUUAAAUUUUCGCAAUCAAAAACGCGUCUAUUUAGCUUGCACAUUCGUUAUAUUUUGUAAGAUAUUUAGAGAUUAGAAUGCUAAAAAUUGA
Rhopilema esculentum is the source of this 1633-nucleotide messenger RNA. RefSeq lists its product as uncharacterized. Gene Ontology annotation, molecular function: DNA binding. Gene Ontology annotation, biological process: DNA-templated transcription initiation. Lineage: Eukaryota; Metazoa; Cnidaria; Scyphozoa; Rhizostomeae; Rhizostomatidae. The record is from RefSeq and is a predicted model, not a curated record.